UCUGAGUUUAAGGUGAACAAAUAAAUAAAACAUGUCUGCGACAGAUUAUAACUCGGAAAAAGAUAAGGUGAAGCGAUUUUUGUCCGAAUAUUAUAUUGAUGGCCCAAAUGGUAAAUUGUUUAAAUAUGGUGAACAGUUGAUGAAACUUGCACACAGAGAACAAGUUGCAUUGCAGAUUGAAUUAGAUGAUGUCGAAGACGCGGAUCCAGAACUUGCAGAAAAUAUUGUUGGAAAUACUAGAAGAUACACCACCUUAUUCUCGGAUGCCGUUUUCGACAUGUUGCCUGACUACAAGGAAAGAGAAGUGGAACACAAAGAUGUAUUGGAUGUUUUCGUUGAACAUCGCUUGAUGAUGGAAAGACAGCUGCACCCUCCUCAGCCAGGACAGACUCCUGCUGAUGUACAUAGUAUGUUCCCACCAGAACUGCUGAGAAGAUAUGAAAUCCAGUUUAAACAUAGCUCCAAUCAGAAGGCUGAAUCUAUCAGAAAUGUAAAAGCUGAACAAAUUGGUAAACUUACAGUAGUAAGAGGAAUUGUGACGCGUUGUACUGAAGUUAAGCCAGUCAUGUCAGUUGCAACAUAUACAUGUGACAGAUGUGGUGCAGAGGCUUAUCAAAUGAUCAACUCGCCAACAUUCAUGCCACUAAAUAAUUGUGAAAGCCAGGAUUGUAAAACAAAAAGAACUGGUGGUCAACUAUAUCUCCAAACAAGAGGCUCAAAAUUUAUGAAGUUUCAAGAACUUAAAAUACAAGAGCACAGUGAUCAAGUUCCUGUCGGAAAUAUUCCACGGGCAAUGACGUUACUAGCUCGUGGUGAAAAUACUCGUCUGGUAAUACCAGGUGAUCAUGUUCAAGCAACUGGUAUAUUCUUGCCAAUGUUAAAGACUGGGUUUGGUGCCUUAAUGCAUGGUCUAAAUACAGAAACAUUUUUAGAUGCGCAUAGAAUCGUUAAGAUGAACAAAAGUGAAGACCAAGAAAUGGACAACGAAGAAUUAUCAGAGGAAGAAGUCCUAGCUUUAGCAGAACAGGCUGACUUUUACGAGAAGCUCUCCUCCUCCAUUGCACCUGAAAUUUAUGGUCAUGAUGACAUUAAGAAGGCACUACUAUUGCUGCUUGUGGGUGGUGUUGACAAAAACCCCAAUGGAAUGAAAAUAAGAGGAAGCAUCAAUAUAUGUUUAAUGGGUGAUCCUGGUGUAGCCAAGAGUCAGUUGCUUGGCUACAUUGACAGAUUGGCUCCACGAAGCCAAUACACGACAGGACGAGGAUCAUCAGGGGUUGGUUUGACAGCAGCCGUAACAAAGGACCCGUUGACUGGCGAAAUGACACUAGAGGGAGGUGCUCUUGUGUUGGCUGAUCAAGGUGUAUGCUGUAUUGACGAAUUUGACAAAAUGGACGACUCGGACAGAACUUCAAUUCAUGAAGUCAUGGAACAACAAACAAUUUCAAUUGCCAAGGCCGGCAUUAUGACCACAUUAAAUGCACGUGUAUCAAUUCUGGCAGCUGCUAACCCUGCUUAUGGUAGAUACAAUCCAAAGAAAACAGCUGAACAAAACAUUCAAUUGCCAGCUGCUUUGUUGUCAAGAUUUGAUCUGCUCUGGUUAAUUCAAGAUAAACCUGACAGGCAGAACGAUUUAAGGUUGGCUCAGCAUAUUACAUAUGUUCACCAAAACUCUGUUCACCCACCUGCACAAUAUGAACCGUUGGACAUGAAUUUGAUGAGACGAUACAUUGCCGCUUGUAAGGAAAAAAACCCUGCUAUUCCACGAGAGCUUACUGAUUAUAUUGUCAGCGCCUAUGUGGAGAUGAGGAAAGAAGCAAGACACAGUAGAGAUAUGACAUUUACAUCAGCUCGAACCUUGCUUGGCGUGCUUCGACUGUCCACCGCAUUGGCUCGGUUACGAUUGGCUGACAUCACAGAAAAAGAAGAUGUUGAUGAAGCGAUGAGACUAAUGGAAAUGUCUAAAUCUUCCCUCAAUGACGAAGAGCCGGUUUCAAGGAAGCCUCAAGCUGUGGAUGCUAUAUAUGGAAUAAUUCGCGAAAUAGCUGGAAACGGUCGACAUAUCAGUGUCGAGGAUGCUAAACAGCGCUGUCUGACAAAAGGAUUUACUCCUGAACAGAUUGAAAAAUGCCUCAAUGACUACGAAUCUCUUAAUGUGUGGCAGAUUAAUAAAGCGAAGACGAAGAUAACUUUUGUGUAAGAUCGUGCUGCGAUUUAUUUAUUAGAUUUUUUUAAUUCUUGUAUAUAACAUGGUAUUGUGAAACUUAACGUGUAAUAAACAUUUUAAUGGUA
This is a messenger RNA of Hydractinia symbiolongicarpus, 2289 nucleotides long. Its product is annotated as DNA replication licensing factor mcm7-like. Lineage: Eukaryota; Metazoa; Cnidaria; Hydrozoa; Anthoathecata; Hydractiniidae. Gene Ontology annotation, biological process: double-strand break repair via break-induced replication; DNA replication initiation; DNA strand elongation involved in DNA replication. The record is from RefSeq and is a predicted model, not a curated record. The coding region runs from base 32 to 2197 and encodes 721 amino acids. Gene Ontology annotation, molecular function: single-stranded DNA binding; ATP hydrolysis activity; ATP binding. Gene Ontology annotation, cellular component: MCM complex; nucleus. The transcript is spliced from 19 exons.